Molecule: messenger RNA, 267 nt
Organism: Acaulospora morrowiae
Lineage: Eukaryota; Fungi; Glomeromycota; Glomeromycetes; Diversisporales; Acaulosporaceae
Source: the annotation of a GenBank genome assembly
AUGGCUUAUGAGAUUUCAUUCGGUAGAUGCAAAAUCGAACUUACAGAUAAUGGUGUGUCCAUGUUUAUUACGUGGAAAGGAACCAAAAAACAUUACGUCAAUCUUGGGAAAGCAUUCCAUCCCCUGAACGCAUGGGAAUCCGCAAAUAUACCAAUAACAAACGUUUUCACUGGAUCAGCAGCCGUAGCGUUUGUUGCUAUUUGGCGCUCACAAGCAGGGCGCUUUCUUACUACGGACGUAGAGAUUGCGUCAGAAGGAGGGAGAUGA